This is a messenger RNA of Nomascus leucogenys (northern white-cheeked gibbon), 1212 nucleotides long. RefSeq names its product ribonuclease pancreatic. The record is from RefSeq and is a predicted model, not a curated record. Gene Ontology annotation, molecular function: RNA nuclease activity; nucleic acid binding. The transcript has 2 exons. Bases 504 to 974 code for a protein of 156 amino acids. Lineage: Eukaryota; Metazoa; Chordata; Mammalia; Primates; Hylobatidae.
CUUGGGUUUUGCUCCCUAGGAGCCCUGAAAUAGCUUUGGCCAGAAUUCCACAUCUCCCAUUAGAACCUCUGCUUUGUGUCCUUUGUUAACCUCCAAGUCUACUUGGUGAAAACGGCCCACGAAGAAGUGACAAGGACUUUGUUCCUAGUGUGCCGGGUUUGGGCACCAGUGCUGUAGUGGCUUUCUCUGCUGCUCCUUGUGCAUCAGCAGACAGAUGUGGUUCACAUAGGAAGAAGGACUAAUGUAGGCAAAGAUUUGCUCUUUCUUCAGCAGCUCCGGAAAGACGGCGGCCUGGGUGAUUCACCACUCCUUCCUCACGUCCUUGAUUUUAUUUGAACUGAGCUCUAGAUGCUCCUCCCACCCUUUUCCUCUUGGAAGCCAAACCCCUUUGUAAUCUGUAUAAGGCCCACACCGCAGGAGCUGAGUGAUUGCAGAAACUGGCCUUCCAUCUCUCUCAGACACCAAGCUGCAGAUCCAGGCUUUUCCGGGAAAGUGAGGCCACCAUGGCUCUGGAGAAGUCUCUUGUCCUGCUCCCCCUGUUUGUCCUGAUGCUGCUGGUGCUGGGCUGGGUCCAGCCUUCCCUGGGCAAGGAAUCCCGGGCCAAGAAAUUCCAGCGGCAGCACAUGGACUCAGACAGUUCCCCCAGCAGCAACUCCACCUACUGCAACCAAAUGAUGAGGCGCCGGAAUAUGACACAGGGGCGGUGCAAACCAGUGAACACCUUUGUGCACGAGCCCCUGGUAGAUGUCCAGAAUGUCUGCUUCCAGGAAAAGGUCACCUGCAAGAACGGGCAGGCCAACUGCUACAAGAGCAACUCCAGCAUGCACAUCACAGACUGCCGCCUGACAAACGGCUCCAGGUACCCCAACUGUGCAUACCGGACCAGCCCGAAGGAGAGACACAUCAUUGUGGCCUGUGAAGGGAGCCCAUAUGUGCCAGUCCACUUCGACGCUUCUGUGGAAGACUCCACCUAAGAUCAGAGCGGCGAGAUACCCCACCUCCCUCAACCUCAUCCUUUCCACAGCUGCCUCCUCCCUCUUCCUUCCCUGCUGUGAAAGAAGCAACCCCAGUCAGGGCUCCUAUUCAACACACGCAUGCUUCCCUUUCCUGAGUCCCAUCCCUGCGUGAUUUUAGGGGUGAAGAGUGGGUUGUGAGGUGGGCCCCAUUUAACCCCUCCACUCUUUCUUUCAAUAAAACACAGUUGCAAACACC